This is a messenger RNA of Manihot esculenta (cassava), 2076 nucleotides long. Its product is annotated as sodium/hydrogen exchanger 2. Gene Ontology annotation, cellular component: membrane. The record is from RefSeq and is a predicted model, not a curated record. NCBI's taxonomy places the organism in Eukaryota, Viridiplantae, Streptophyta, Magnoliopsida, Malpighiales, Euphorbiaceae. The transcript is spliced from 15 exons. Bases 197 to 1831 code for a protein of 544 amino acids. Gene Ontology annotation, molecular function: sodium:proton antiporter activity. Gene Ontology annotation, biological process: proton transmembrane transport; sodium ion transport; regulation of pH.
UCAUUACUUUUGCGCGGUAUCGCCUGGGCUACUGUCCACUCUUUUGUGAUUCCCUCCUUUGAAGUUACCUCUCCAAAAUCAAAUUCUUCUCCUUCUGUCUCUUCCAAUUCAAAUCCCCUAUUUCCCUUUUUAAUCCGGGAACCAAAUUAAGAUGCUUGAGUGGAAAUUCAAGUGAGCUUGUUCUUUGAUAUCUGAGAUGGAGUUCAGUUUGGGAUCAGUGGUCGUGCGAUUGGGAUUGAAUUCGGGACCUGAUGAAGCCCAUGUAGAUUCUAUAACUUUGUUUGUGGCUCUCCUUUGUGCUUGCAUUCUCAUCGGUCAUCUUCUUGAGAAGAAUAGAUGGAUGAACGAGUCAAUAACGGCCCUUUUCAUUGGUCUCUGUACUGGGCUUAUUAUCCUGCUAAUCACUAAAGGGAAAAGCUCUCGCCUUUUUCUAUUCAAUGAAGAGCUUUUCUUUAUAUAUGUUCUUCCACCUAUCAUAUUCAAUGCUGGGUUCCAGGUAAAAAAGAAGCAGUUUUUUCGAAACUUUAUGACAAUCAUAUUAUUUGGUGCUGUUGGGACUUUAAUAUCCUUUAUCAUCAUAUCAUUGGGCUCAGUGCAGUUAUUCAACAAAUUAAAUAUUGGUUUCUUGGACACGAGGGAUUAUCUAGCACUGGGAGCAAUUUUUUCAGCGACAGAUUCUGUUUGCACUCUGCAGGUGCUCAAUCAGGAAGAAACACCUUUGCUUUAUAGUCUAGUCUUUGGCGAAGGCGUGGUAAAUGAUGCCACCUCUGUUGUGCUCUUCAAUGCGAUUCAACGAUUUGACCUCUCCCACAUUAACUCGAGCACGGCUAUGCACCUAUUUGGCAAUUUCUUAUAUUUAUUUGCUACCAGCACGUUGCUUGGGUUGGCAGUUGGAUUAGUAAGUGCUUAUAUCAUAAAGAAGCUAUACUUUGGCAGGCACUCUACUGAUCGUGAAGUUGCUCUGAUGAUUCUCAUGGCUUAUCUUUCAUAUAUUAUGUCUGAAUUGUUCGAUUUAAGUGCCAUUCUCACCGUGUUCUUCUGUGGGAUUGUCAUGUCACACUACACCUGGCAUAAUGUGACUGAAAGUUCAAGAGUCACUACCAAACACACUUUUGCAACAUUGUCAUUUAUUGCUGAAAUUUUCAUCUUCCUAUAUGUUGGUAUGGACGCCUUGGACAUUGAGAAGUGGAAAUUUGUGAGCAAGAGUCCUGGCACAUCAAUUGGUGUGAGUUCAAUACUUCUUGGCCUAGUAUUGGUUGGAAGAGCUGCUUUUAUAUUUCCUUUGUCCUUUGUAUCCAAUUUGACCAGGAAGUCUCAAAGUGACAAAAUUGGAUUGAAGCAGCAGGUUGUGAUGUGGUGGGCUGGGCUCAUGCGAGGAGCUGUAUCUAUGGCACUCGCUUAUAAUCAGUUUACCAAGUCAGGGCAUACUCAACUGCCAGGAAAUGCGUUCAUGAUAACCAGCACCAUUUCAGUUGUUCUUUUCAGUACUGUGGUAUUUGGAUUAUUAACCAAGACUCUAAUAAAGGUGUUGUUACCGAAGACACACUCGAGCAAUGCAGUAAUUUCUGAGUUAGCAGAUUCAGUUGAUUCAAAGUCUCUUGCUUUACCACUUCUUAGUAGUAGUCGAGGGAAAGAAAGAGAAUCGGAAGUGGGUAGGGAUAGGGAUAAUAUUCCCCGUCCCACAAGUCUACGCAUGCUCCUGUCGACCCCAACGCAUACUGUCCAUUACUAUUGGCGGAAAUUUGAUGAUGCCAUCAUGCGUCCAGUGUUCGGCGGACGAGGAUUUACCCCGCAUGUUCCUGGCUCACCAACAGAAGGCUAUCUUCGUUGACAGUAUCUAAGGAGGAAGAAGAAGAAGAAGAUGAUGAAACAACACUGUGAAAAGUUAAAUUACGUAUAAGAUUAAAGAGAUCACAAUACUUGCAUGUUUCAUCCUUCCACACUGAAUGCUUUUCCGCUGGCAUUUGCUUACGAGGAGGACAAUGUUUCGUGGGUGAUAAUGGUUAGUUCUAUAUGUGAUUAUUAUUAUUAUUAUUAUGUAAAGCUUCAUAGAUAUAAGCUUUUUCAUUCGGUUAA